GUCGGAUGGAUUUAUGUUGACAUUUGAUCUGUAACUCCUAAUUCCACCCACUCACCGACACACACACACAUCCACACCCACUCACUCCUCCAUUAAUCACACUCGCAACAAAAUAUACACCACACACACAAUUCAAUUCAUACAAAAACUCUCUCAAGUAACCUCACCGUGUACACACAGACGGCUGGCAAAAGAAAGAGGGGGAGAAAAGACAGCAACCAACAACACACAAUACACUCCAAUUCUCCAUUGAAAUACACACUACAAGAUAUACACAGCAACAACACAGCGAUGGGGGUAUUAGUGAGAAUACAUUCACUGGAAAUUUGAAAACACACACACACAGAGUAGAAAUCGAGAGAGUAGAGAGGGAACUGGGGGAGAAGAUCGUCAGUGGGAAAAUCAAGAGUAGAGAAAAGAGAUUAUUUCAGAGAGAGUGAAUCGAGGGAGAAUUGAGAGGGAGAGUUACGGCAGAGAGAGGGAGAGUUACGGCAGAGAGAGAGGUCUUUCCGGCGAGGCAUCACUGAAAACGUUGCCGCGGUCAGGUUCUCUCUGUUUUUCGUCAUUGUCGGAGCUCGCCGGAGUUCCGACGCGACGGGAACGACGACCCCAACUUUAAUCCGACCGAAUUGGACCGACUUUAGUCCGAUUUCGGCGAAAUCUGCCGGAAAACGGUGGAAACAGUAACGGGCAGAUAUUGAGGUUGUUUUGUUCGUAUUGAGUUUUUUUCUGCGGGUUUUUUAAUCUUUUCGGGUUGCUGUUCUCGAUACCGAGUUGAGUUUGGUCGUUGUUGAGGUUUGAUUCGGGGUAUUCCGGUGGCAGCCGUCGAACAAUUUGCGGAUUGAAAUAAAAUUGAGGUUUUUCGGGAGGAAUUGAAGCGGAAAAUACCAAGCUGUUCUUUAUACGUAGGGAAAAAACAGAUUUAGCUUGUUGUUGAUUAACGAGAGAGACAGUGCAAAGCUAUUACACUAAUCUAGUAAAUAUAUAUAGUAAUAGUAAUUAUAAUAAUUGGACCCAAAAAGGCGAGCAAUGCCUACAACAGCAACUUAUGGCUCUUCCAGUUUGCUCGAGUCAGACUCCCAACGCCAUCUGGUCAAGGAGGUGAGAAGUCACGAGGUUGCUAUUGCCGAGCUUAAUAACCUUCCUGCUUCUCGGGCUGUCUACCAGAGAAAUGGCAAUCUAUUCUUCCGUACGACUGUUCAGAAAGCAACAGCAUCAGAACAAAAACAAGUGGACAUGGUCAAAUCUAAGCUACAAAUAUUAAGCUCCUCAUGAGGUCAUCAAGAUUCCUUCAGUUUGAGAGGCGGCGAAGAGGUAAAACCAACUCUUUGCCGUGGAGCGUGUAAAUCUAUCUUUGCUGUUAAUGCUAUGCAAUCUGGGAGCUUUACAUACCUGUUGGAGUUGGAAUUAUCGGUGUGUUUUGACUUCAAAAUUUUUUGGAAGAUGUUUUGAAAUGAAGAUUACAUAAUGAAAGGUGUUACAAUCUGGCAUUUCAAUUGGCAACAUGAGAUUACGAACUUGUGUAAAAUUUAACCGUCAGAUUUUCUAGUUUAUACAAAAAGAGUGGCCACUUACCUCA
Capsicum annuum is the source of this 1579-nucleotide messenger RNA. RefSeq lists its product as uncharacterized. Lineage: Eukaryota; Viridiplantae; Streptophyta; Magnoliopsida; Solanales; Solanaceae. Bases 1030 to 1275 code for a protein of 81 amino acids. Gene Ontology annotation, biological process: protein folding. The record is from RefSeq and is a predicted model, not a curated record. The transcript is spliced from 6 exons. Gene Ontology annotation, cellular component: prefoldin complex.